This is a messenger RNA of Drosophila willistoni, 1461 nucleotides long. RefSeq names its product facilitated trehalose transporter Tret1. Lineage: Eukaryota; Metazoa; Arthropoda; Insecta; Diptera; Drosophilidae. Gene Ontology annotation, biological process: transmembrane transport; carbohydrate transport. Gene Ontology annotation, cellular component: membrane. The transcript is spliced from 6 exons. Gene Ontology annotation, molecular function: sugar transmembrane transporter activity. The coding region runs from base 26 to 1411 and encodes 461 amino acids. The record is from RefSeq and is a predicted model, not a curated record.
CACAACUAACUUUUCAGAAAUCAAAAUGCUGCAGAGACUUAUUCAACGACCAAAUUGCCUUUUAAAUGUUAGAAAUCGACAUCAAUUUCUCACUGCAUUGUUGGUCAAUCUUAUGGCCAUUUCACAUGGCAUAGGUGUGGGCUGGCUUUCGCCGACUCUAAGGAAAUUGCAGUCACAGGACUCUCCGGUUGGUUUCACGCUCAACGUCAAUGAAAUAUCCUGGGUUGGCGCCAUGUUGGGUCUCGGUGCUGUUACGGGUAACGUUCUACUGGGCUGCCUAAUUGGCCGUUUAGGCAGCAAAUUGUGCCUUCUAUUCUUGGCCUUUCCAAAUACGUGCUUUUGGCUAUUGGUUUACUUUGCUGAGAGUGUGGAAUAUCUCUAUGUGGCUCGUCUUUUGGCUGGCAUCUCUAGCGGUGGCAUGUACAUUGUUCAUCCCAUUUUCCUUAGUGAGAUUUCAAGUGCUAAUAUUCGCGGUACCUUGUCAUCUAUGUUAAUGCUGUAUAUGAACAUGGGAGUAUUACUGGGUUACAUAUUUUCCACUCAUUUACCUUACUUUCUGAUAACAUGGCUGGUAAUAUGUUGUCCCAUCGCAUACUUUCUUUCUGUACUCUUUUUUGUGAAGGAAUCACCCAUGCAUCUGAUACGGAAGGGCAGAGUAACAGAGGCUCAUAAAUCAUUCCGAUACUAUAAGAACAUCAAAGACGAUGAUCAUGAAAUGGAUAAUGAAUUCGAAGCCAUGAGAAUUGCUCUGACUAAAGGAAAUCAAUUGGAAGAUGCCUUGACACUUAAGGAUUUUUGUACGCCUGCUGCGGUCAAGGCUUAUGGUAUUGGCUUGGUCUUGAUAAUGACCAAUCAGUUCAGUUGCCUGUUUCCCAUGAUUAACUAUAUGUCAGAUAUUUUUGCCCAGUCGGGCAGCACAAUGGAUCCCAAUUUUUGUUCAAUUAUCAUUGGAGCAGUACAAAUAUUGGGCACCUAUGGCACUACCCUACUCUGUGACAUUUGUGGACGGAAAUUGCUGCUCCUGGUGUCUACUGCGGGAGUUACUGUCAGUCUAAUCGCCUUUGGCUUCUUCACCCACUACGCUGGCAUCUAUGAUUUGCGGGAAUUGAGCUGGGUACCCCUAGUUUUGAUGUCUCUGUAUAUAUUUCUUGGUAAUAUUGGAUUGAUUGGCUGCUUCUUUGUGUGCCUUGUCGAAAUAUUUCCUCUCAAGAUUCGAGCCAAAGCUGCGUCAAUUGCCAUUGUUCUAACCAGUUGUGUGGUUUCCUUAUUACUAUUGAUUUUUCCACUCUGCCUCGCCCACUGGGGCAUCUCGGCAACAAUGUGGUCAUGUGCGGGAAUUACUGGCGGUGGUUUCUGCUUCCUUUUGCCCUUCCUCAAAGAGACCAAAGGCAAAUCCAUGCUUGAUGAUUGAGAGACUCUUGCAUUUAAAUAUUUCAUAUAUGGUAUAUUUUAAAUAAAUUU